AUCACUCCAUUUCUUUCGGUGCCAAAACCCAGAAGGAUGCAGAACUCAAUAUCGUCAAAGAUGUGUCUUUCCGAGGACGUGAAAAGUAUUAAACUUAAGCGGAAAAUACUCCGAAAAGCUACCAAAGAAAUGAUCGGUGUUAUCGAUUCAGAAAUAGCUCAACCAAAACCGGAUGUGGAUCACUUAAGAACUUUGCUGGAGAAGUUAUUGGACAAAGGCCAAAGCUUGGUCGCGCUCAAUCAUGAAAUUGAAGUCCGAACUCCACUGGAACAUUUGGAGAAGGAGAUUAAGAAAUCGGAGGACUAUAAGGAGCGGAUCGUGGCUUCCACAAGCCGUGUGCAGCGCAUCAUCAGGACAAAUGAGGAGUCAUCGCAAGUGACUGCCCAGAAAAGAAAAGCAAUCAUUCUCUCCGAAAGAGCUGUGGAGGGGGACCCGACCAAAAACCAAGAAGAAAUCAGCUUUUAUAAGUCUGCGAUACGGUACUUCCUUCAAAUCAUAAAGUGUGACGACUAUCUGGAGCGGGUCGAGGAUCUGCAGGAGUAUCUGAUGAAGAAAGACCUUCCACCUCCUGCCAAACGCCUCCCACCUCCUCCCAAACCCAAGAACAACGACGAUAAGAAAUUCUCCUUCAGCCAUUAUAGAGAUGAGGAUACCAUUGCUCUGAACCUGCAGAUCAAAGAUACCAUAGUGAGGGAGAAGCCAAACGUUAAGUGGAGCGACGUCGCCGGCCUUGAAUGUGCAAAACAGGCACUUAAGGAGGCGGUCAUCUUCCCCGCCAAGUUCCCUAAUCUCUUCACUGGAACGAGAACUCCUUGGCGCGGAAUUCUGCUGUUUGGCCCUCCAGGUACAGGAAAGACCCACCUGGCCAAGGCGGUGGCCACAGAAGCCGGCAACGCCACCUUCUUCUCUGUCUCCUCCUCAGACCUCGUGUCCAAGUGGCUCGGAGAAAGUGCAAGGUUGAUAAAGAGCCUGUUUUCUAUGGCCAAAGAUUGCAAACCCUCCGUCAUUUUCAUCGACGAUAUCGACUCGAUGUGUGGAUGCAGGGACGUGGACGACUCGGAUUCCGGGCGCAGGGUCAAGACGGAGUUCCUCGUCCAGAUGCAGGGAGUUGGGAAAGAAAACAAUGGAAUCGUGGUCCUGGGAGCAACAAACACUCCAUGGACAUUGGACUCGGCCAUCAGGAGAAGGUUUGAGAAGCGCAUCUACAUUGCUCUGCCGGACCAUUCGGCCCGCCUCUCCAUGUUUAAGAUUCAAAUGAACACCAUUCCCAACGAGCUGACCGAGGAGGACUUUGAAUAUUUGGGGGAACAUACGGAGGGCUACUCGGGGUGCGACAUCACCACCGUCGUUAGGGAGGCCACCAUGCAGCCUCUGAAGAAUGUUCAGGCUGCCACGCACUUCAAAAAGGUCUUCAAGGACUUUAGCUACUUCUUCACUCCGUGCUCAUGUACUGACCUCGACAGCAGAGCCAUGACAUGGAUGGACGUCCCUGAGGAAAGUCUUCUAGAACCUGCGGUUUCAAUGAGUGACUUGCUGAAAUCGCUAACCAACACCAAGCCCACCAUCAAUGAGAAGGACUUAAAGCAGCUGAAGAAGUUCUGUGAGGAUUACGGUCAACAAGGUUGAUGACUCGUGAAUGCACCGAGUAAGAAACACCUACACGCCGCGUUCAAACUGCAUGUACCAUGAAGAUGGGUAGAACUUUUAACACUAACGACCGCCACUUACUGAUUAGAUUCUCCAAAUGCCAAUGUAUUCCUGCUCAUGUUUAGAACACCUUCCCCAUACUAUGACUAGGAUCCUUUGCUUAAGAAUUCCUUUUAAAAGGGGCUUUUAUUCCCAUGCUUGUUUAACUCCAUGACUCACAUUCCACCAAGGGCCACGUUCACAGUUUCCAAAAACUAUUUGAAAUGUGGACUCGUCAGAACACAUUUCCCCUUUGCAUCAGUCCAUCUUAGAUGAGCUAGGGUUCUGCAAAGCCGGCGUUUCUGGUUGUUGUUGAUAAAUGGCUUUCGCUUUACUUUAACUUGCACUUACAGAUGUAGCGACGAACUGUAGUCACUCACAGUAGUUAUCUGAAGUAUUCCUGAGCCUAUGUGGUGAUAUCUCUUACACACCGAUGUCGCUUUUUGAUGCAGUACCGCCUGAGGGAUCGACUUAGCCGCUUACGUCCAGCGAUUUCUCCAGAUUCUCUGAACCUUUUGAUGAUAUUACGGACCGUA
This is a messenger RNA of Nerophis ophidion (straightnose pipefish), 2222 nucleotides long. RefSeq names its product vacuolar protein sorting-associated protein 4B-like. The record is from RefSeq and is a predicted model, not a curated record. Bases 37 to 1626 code for a protein of 529 amino acids. Lineage: Eukaryota; Metazoa; Chordata; Actinopteri; Syngnathiformes; Syngnathidae. Gene Ontology annotation, biological process: endosomal transport; vacuole organization. Gene Ontology annotation, molecular function: ATP hydrolysis activity; ATP binding. The transcript is spliced from 10 exons.